Molecule: messenger RNA, 660 nt
Organism: Papaver somniferum (opium poppy)
Lineage: Eukaryota; Viridiplantae; Streptophyta; Magnoliopsida; Ranunculales; Papaveraceae
Exons: 1
Coding region: 1-660 (219 amino acids)
Source: RefSeq, a predicted model, not a curated record
AUGACAAGUUUAAGUUCAAUUAAGGUACCAGUGUUUAAAGGUAAAAACUUUGAACACUGGAGGUUACAGAUGGAGGAUAUUUUCAUAUACCAAGAGGUGUGCGAUAUUGUGAAAGAUGGUUAUGUAGAACCAGCAAAAGGAACUGUUUUAACAGCACAACAACAAAAUGCUUUAACAGUAAACAUGAAGAGUAAUUAUAAAACAACUUAUAUUCUUCAUCAGGGUAUUCAUGAAUCUCUCAUGGAUAAAGUUAUUUAUAUUAAAGAAGCUAAGAGAGCAUGGUAUGGUUUGAUAAACUAUUACAAAGGAUUUGACAAGGUCAAGAAGGUGAGAUUACAAACCUUGAAGAGGAAAUAUGAACAGUUACAGAUGGAAACUACUGAAACAAUAUCAGAGUUUUUCUCAAAGACAUUGAAUAUUGUCAAUGAGAUGAAGGUUAAUAAUUAUACAAUAGAAGACUCUGCAAUUGUAGAGAAGAUUUUAAGAAGCUUACCUGAGAAGUUUGAAUCAAAAGUAACCGCUAGUGAAGAAUGUAACACUGCUGCAACUAUGACUCUUAAUGAGUUAUUGAGUUCUUUACAGGCUUAUGAACAAAGACUAUCUGAAAAAACAGUUGCUGCAAAACAAGUUGAAGAAGCUCUUCAAAGUCAAAUAAACUAG